Messenger RNA from Encephalitozoon hellem ATCC 50504, 3075 nucleotides. RefSeq names its product putative exportin 1. Bases 1 to 3075 code for a protein of 1024 amino acids. The record is from RefSeq and is a predicted model, not a curated record. Gene Ontology annotation, biological process: protein export from nucleus; ribosomal large subunit export from nucleus; ribosomal small subunit export from nucleus. NCBI's taxonomy places the organism in Eukaryota, Fungi, Microsporidia, Unikaryonidae. Gene Ontology annotation, molecular function: small GTPase binding; nuclear export signal receptor activity. Gene Ontology annotation, cellular component: cytoplasm; nucleus. The transcript has a single exon.
AUGGAGCAGAUUCUGGACUUGGACAAGGAUCUUAACAUUGAUAUCUUUGACGAGGUUGUAAUGAAUGCAAACUGCCCAGAUAACAGAAAAAAAGAGGAAGCCGAGAGGGUUCUGCUCAAGUUUAAGGAACUUCCAAACUCAUGGACAAAGGUUGAUUAUAUCUUGAACAAUAGCAAGCUUCAGGAAAGCCAUUAUGUAGCGUUGCAACUGUUAGAAAGCAUGAUAAAGGUAAAGUGGUCUCUAUUUGAUGAGGGAAUGAAGCAAGGGCUCAGAAUGUAUGUAUUUCAGCUUGUCAUUGAAAAAUCCAAAGGUCGAGACAAAGGAAAUUAUGUCCUGCAGGAAUUGAACACCAUUCUUAUUGAAAUUGCAAAGAAGGACUGGCCCCGUCGAUGGCCCAGUUUUAUAACAGAUCUUAUCAGCGUGUCCCAGGGAAUAAGCAUGGAGGUAUGCCGAAACAGUCUGAACAUACUUAAAAGGCUUAAUGAGGAGGUCUUCAUCUUUUCUGAAGACAGCAUUACGACUGUCAGAAAGAGGCUACUAAGGAAUCAGCUUAAAGUUGAGUUUCCGCAGAUAUUUGGCUUCAUAAAAACCAUUCUCGAGUAUUCCCGAAACACAGAAAUGGAUGAAAGUCUUCUAGAAGCAACACUAGAAUCCUUCCAGUGCUUUUGUGGAUCCAUGCCACUUGACUUCAUCUUUCUCACCGAAAUAAUCGAUUUAGUCCUGGAGCAUCUAAAUUCCAUGCACAGUGUUGCAUGCCUCAGUUGCCUGAUUGAGAUUGUUGACCUAGGAAGGAACAGAAGUCUUUCCAGAAGCCAUGAAAUAGAGAAUGCUGAGAAAGAAAAGAUCCUUGUAAUCCACAGGCAAUGUGUUGAGUUUCUUAAGAUGUACUUUAACAAGUUUCAAGAGGAAAGAAUAUACGAGGUGUAUGGAGGAAUGGACAAGUCCGAAAAAGUUUUUAUCCUUAAGCUUGCGCAGCUUCUAUCGUCCCUUUACGAGGUCUAUAUAAGCUUGCUUGAGGCAAGGGACAUUACCAACACAAAGGUUGGGCUGGGAUAUCUUAUACAAAUAUCUAAAAUCAACAACUCAAAUAUUUUCUCUGUUGCAUUUGAGAUGUGGAAUAAGUUUGUGUUUGAUCUGUAUUCUGAAUUUCCAUUCGCCAGCCAGGACUCCACAAAAAGGUUAAGGAGGUCGAACUAUAUCGGAAUUUUGAACCAGCUGAUGGGAACUCUUGUCGACAAGAUGCCAAGGCCUGAGGAAGUAUUUAUUGUGGUCGACGAAUACAACGAAGUAAUAAGAAAAAAGAUGACAGACACGGACCAGAUAGAGUUCUAUAGAAAGAUGAGAGGAUGCCUAUAUCAUUUGGCAUUCCUUAUUGAGGAGGAUAUGAAGAAGUACUUUAUAAGCAAGGUUGGGCUGCAGCUUGACGACAAAGAAUGGGACUGCAACUACCUAAAUAGACUAUGCUGGGCUAUUGGGUCUAUAUCAGGUGCAUUUUCGGAAGUAAAUGAAAGGGAGUUCUUUGUGAACAUUCUUAAGCAUCUGCUGGCAUUAUGCGAAAUGAAGUCAUUUAAAACAGACAAGGCGGUUAUAGCUUCGAACAUUAUGUUCAUAAUCGGGCAAUAUCAUCGAUUUCUCCUUCACAACAAGAGUUUUUUGAAGACUGUUGUUAAAAAGCUCUUUGAGUUUAUGGAUGAGGACCAUGAGGGAAUCAAGGACAUGGCAUGUGAUAACUUCUUUAAGAUAGUGGAGAAGUGCCCCGUGGAGUUUUUAACGCAGAGGGAAAACGACGAGAUCUUCAUUGUCUAUAUACUGAAGAACUUGCCUGGAAUUACAGCGACCUUAGAAUUUUAUCAGAAGAGAAUUGUUUAUGAAGCACUCCUGCUUGUCAUAAAAGAAGUCCCUAAGACAAGGGACUACAAAUCUAGGGUUCUGGGCUAUGCGGAUCUUCUCUUAUCUUCUCUGCUAAACUUCAACAUUCUUGCUGACGAGCACAUAAACCGUCUUCCGAAUAUGAUAUCCAACGUGGAGGAGGCAAAAAUGAUUUCGCAUGUCCUCAAGUCCCAUUCGCUAACCUAUAGAUUGCUUCCUGAAACGUGUCCCUCUAGCUGUAUUCAAAUAUUUCCGAAGUUCUUCAGGAUCUUUGACAUUUGCAACUCUAUAAUACUUGAAGGCAAGGAAGGAACUGCAUUCAACAAUGCCAAGGCAGUGAAGGCAGAGAUUAUCGAACUGUUUACUACGGUGAUCGACUCAAAGUUUGUACAGGAUGAUUUUGUAAAUAUGGUCUGUGAGAAGGUCAUUUUUGACUACAAGAACAAUUCGAUCUACAAGGAGCCUGCAAUUCUUGCUCUGGGUUCAAGUAUAGUGCGCAACGUGGAAAAUGAUGGGUCUGUUAUAUAUCUGCAAAGGGAAGCGUUUAUGAUCUCUGCUUUGAUAGAGCCAUCUAUUCCCUUUUUGAUGCAAGCAGAUGAGAAUCUUGAGAUAUCGAAGAACUAUCUUCUUCUUAUAGAAAGCAUGCUCCUGUUUUCGUUCAAUUCGUUCUUUUCUUCCCUGUUUGGCCAGCCUUCGUUUCGCCAAGUAUACAACACACUCCUCUAUUCCUUAAUAUGCAUAAGAGACGUUUCAGAUUUGUCUCUGAACUGCCUAACUAUAAUCUUCAAGAAGUGCUACGAGCAGAAGAUUUUCCAGUUUUACACCCAGAACUACAUGUCCACUCUAGAAAAUAUUCUUGGAAUAAUAUUUGACAGAGACAUGAGGUACAAUUUUGACCAGCAAUGCCUUCUGCUUGCAUUUAUGAUUCGUAUAAGUAAGGAUAUUCCGAGCCUUGACGGUAUCAACCCCAACUUCAACGUUCUUUCGGAAUACAUAGUUGGGCUAUUUAUGAAAUCGUUUCCAAAUAUAACACAGGAGUCUGUUAAGGUAUUUUCUGUCGGGCUAUUUGAACUGUGCGGAGAUGACGAGGUGUUUAAAGAGCAUGUGGAUGAUUUUAGAGUCAAGGUUUAUGAGUUUGGCACGGAUGAAGAUCUCCAAGAGGAGAUUGACCUUAAGAACGAAAGAAUUAGAAGAUGUAAGAAUUAA